GCCUUAAGAACUAUCCUGGCCUCACAGGCUGAAAGACAAGGCAGGAUGGGUAGAAGAUGGGUUGGGGAGGGACCAGCCCCGGCUCCGCCCUUCCUACUUUAGAGCCAUGGAGAGCCCAGGUCCUGGUGGGCCACCCCUGGUGCAAGCGCCCUACACUGUUCUGCUGCUACCUCUGGGGACAAGCCGCCAAGACCCAGGAGCCCAGAACUUCUUCCUAUGGCUGCAGAUGAUGCAGGCUCUGGAGAGGGAACAAGAUGCUCUGUGGCAGGGCCUGGAGCUGCUGGAGCAUGGCCAGGCCUGGUUCGCAGACCGGCUGAGGGAGACCCAGCAACGGCAGCUGCAGCUGGGAGCCCUUGGCGAGGACUUUCUGAUGGACUUGCAUUCAGAGGCUGACGCCCCUCAGCUAACCCAGAUUCAAAAGGUGAAUGCUUGUCUGCACAGUCUGAUUCACAAGGAGUUGUCAAAGCAGCGAAAGGGAGUCACCCAGUCCACGGGAGAGGUGGUCAACCAGGCUCCCCCAGGGCCAAAGGGGCCUACCCUUGUGUAGACCGGAGACGCUCCCCUCCCUGCACUGGUGAGUAAGGGGUGGGAUUGGAGUCAGAAUACUCCUGCCCCUCCCCACCCCGAUUUCAUUUUAACUCAGCAGCCAGGGGGCUCCAGGCUGAGAAAUUCAGACAGCUUGCUAUAAAGUGUCCACAGCUCCUUCUCCGUGCCCCUUGCCCUCGCUCUCCCCUUCAUCGUGCACAACAACCGUCUUUCCCCAGUGUAUCCGGUGAGAAGGUGUGAUCAUUGAGACUCGCUUUCAGCUGAAGCAAAACUAAGCUAAAGCAGCUGCCCUGGAACUUAGAGUGAAAACUGCACCAUCUGGUGCCCUGUGUGCUGCUCUGUACCCUGUGUCCUGCUCUGCUUCUGGAAUAAACUGCAGCUUCCUUAUU
This is a messenger RNA of Mus caroli (Ryukyu mouse), 935 nucleotides long. RefSeq names its product suppressor APC domain containing 1 (gene Sapcd1). NCBI's taxonomy places the organism in Eukaryota, Metazoa, Chordata, Mammalia, Rodentia, Muridae. The record is from RefSeq and is a predicted model, not a curated record.